AUGCUGCGCAAGUACGGCACCCUUCUCUGCGGUGCCGUCGCCGGCAUCCUGCAGGUUCAGGCGGAGCAGCCCGGAGCAGCGAAGCCUGAGAAAGCUGAGCUUCGUGACCUGCACUGGGGUCAGCUCAACUUCCUUCAUACUACGGAUACGCAUGGCUGGCAUGCAGGUCAUCUUCAAGAAGCCCAGUAUUCCGCCGAUUGGGGAGACUAUGUCUCGUUCGCCCAUCACAUGCGACGAAAGGCUGAUGAACGUGGCGCCGACCUCCUCCUUGUUGACACCGGCGAUCGGGUAGAUGGCAACGGCCUCUACGAUGCGUCCGAUCCCAAGGGUCUUUUCACAUAUGACAUCGUCAAGGGGCAAGACAUCGACAUCAUAUGCAGCGGGAAUCACGAGCUUUACGUCGCGGAAACAGCCCGGCAGGAGGUCACGCGCAAUAUCCCCAACUUCAAGGGACAAUAUAUUUCCUCCAAUCUCGACUACAUCGAUCCCAAGACUGGGAAGCAGGAGCCCAUGGCCCGACGAUAUAGAAGAUUCAAGACCAAGAAUCAAGGCAUAGAUAUCGCCGCAUUUGGAUUCCUCUUCGACUUCACCGGAAACGACAAUAACACCGUCGUUAUACCAGUGAAGCAGGCUGUCAAGGAGGAAUGGUUCCAGAAGGCGAUCCGCGAAGACGUCGAUCUCUUCGUAGUUAUUGGCCAUGUGGGAUUGAGGAUGGAUGAGUUCAGAAUUAUCCAUAAAGCUAUCCGCCAAGCCAACUGGAAUAGCCCAAUUCUUUUCUUCGGCGGCCAUGCCCAUGUCCGUGACGCCGUCAACUUUGACUCCAAGGCGGCUGGCAUUGCAAGUGGCCGAUAUUUCGAGACUAUUGGCUGGAUGUCCGUUGACGGCCUCAAGAUCAAGGAGAAGGAGAAGGAGAAGACUGAAGACCCUUCCAUUAGCUCCAGCUUCAAGGUCCACCGCAGGUAUAUCGACAACAAUCUCUACGGCAUGUACCACCAUACCGGUCUCGACAACGCUACUUUCCAUACGGAAAAGGGCCAAGCCGUCAGUCAACAAAUCACGAGGGCUCGAAAGAUCCUGAAGUUGGACCACAAGUACGGCUGUGCUCCCAAGGAUCUCUGGCUGACCCGCACUCCUCACGACGCCGAAGAUAGCAUAUUCACCUGGAUCGGAAACGAGGUCCUUCCCGGCGUGGCCACUAAUAAGGAGAGAGCUGACAUCCCGAGACUUGCAAUUCUCAACACCGGGGGUAUUCGGUUCGACGUCUUCAAGGGCGCCUUCACGCGAGAUAGCACGUUUCUCGUGAGCCCCUUUGUUAGCACCCUGAAGUAUAUCCCCGAUGUUCCGUACGAAAUCGCGAGCAAGGUUAUCACCUUGCUGAACAGUGGCGGGAACAUCUUCACCGACCGUGGCCUCGAUCCUAGGUACUUGUCCGUACCGGAGAAGUGGUCCGGCAAGGACUUGGGCAUGCUGCCCGUCAUUCCGGGUCCCGGACUCGAGUUGCCAGGUGCAGCGGAGCAAUACAGGCUGGCUGGCGACAAUACCGAUGACAAGGACAAGGACACGGACCGGCGGACGCGAACUGAGGGUUACACGACUGAGGACGACUUUGGCAAGGAUGGCGAUGAUACUCUCCACGCGCCUGUCCCGUACUUUAACAUCCCGAACUGCAUUCAAAGUGAGAUUGCAUUCCCGGUGGACUCCACUCCGGAGAAAGUUGACCUUGUCUUUAUUGAGUUCAUCACUCCGUGGGUUCUUGUUGCCCUCAAGUUUGCCGGUGGCGAUUACACCAAUGAGGAUGUCGGGUCAUACACGAAGGAGACCUUUACCGAGCUCCUGGCCCACUGGGUCAAGGAUAACUGGAGGAACAAGUGUUAA
Scedosporium apiospermum is the source of this 1875-nucleotide messenger RNA. RefSeq lists its product as uncharacterized. The transcript is spliced from 2 exons. Gene Ontology annotation, cellular component: cytosol. Bases 1 to 1875 code for a protein of 624 amino acids. Gene Ontology annotation, biological process: nucleotide catabolic process. Lineage: Eukaryota; Fungi; Ascomycota; Sordariomycetes; Microascales; Microascaceae. The record is from RefSeq and is a predicted model, not a curated record. Gene Ontology annotation, molecular function: hydrolase activity.